Messenger RNA from Lottia gigantea (owl limpet), 915 nucleotides. RefSeq lists its product as hypothetical. Bases 1 to 915 code for a protein of 304 amino acids. Lineage: Eukaryota; Metazoa; Mollusca; Gastropoda; Lottiidae. The transcript has a single exon. The record is from RefSeq and is a predicted model, not a curated record.
AUGAUCAUAAAACGUCUUUUGACAAGAAACGCUAUUUACAAGGCCAAUUUAUUAAUGACAGGCAAGACUGCUAUUGUAACUGGAGCAAAUGUUGGAAUAGGAAAAGCUACAGCCUUGGAUUUGGCUCGAAGAAAUGCAAGAGUUAUUCUUGCCUGCAGAGAUCUUAAGAAGGCUGAGAAAGCGGUCAAAGACAUUAGGGGAUAUACAUCUAAUGGUGAAUUGAUUGUAAAACAACUUGAUCUUGCCAGCUUGAAAUCUGUGCGACAAUUUUGUCAAGACAUUUGUCAGGAAGAGUCUCAUUUGGAUGUGUUGAUAAACAAUGCAGGGGUCUUUCAAUGUCCCUAUAUGAAAACAGAGGAUGGUUUGGAAAUGCAGAUGGGUGUGAAUCAUUUUGGUCAUUUUUUGUUGACCAAUUUACUGUUGGAUUUGCUGAAAAAAUCUGCUCCCAGUCGUGUGGUGAUCGUCUCAUCUGCUCUCCUUAAACGUGGAAAGAUUAAUUUUGAUGAUAUAAACAGUGAAGAAAGUUAUUCUCCAUCCAAAGGCUAUGCAAACAGUAAAUUAGCUAAUGCGUUAUUUGCUCGAGAACUGAGUCAACGAUUGCAAGGAACAGGAGUUAAUGUGUACUGCCUUCAUCCUGGAGUGGUAGCUACAGAUCUGGGAAGACACUUGGUACCUCAAGCUCUAUUAGGAGUACUUAGACCACUAGCUGGUUUGGUACUAAAGACCAGUACAGAAGGCUGUCAGACUGUAGUAUAUUGUAGUGUAGAACCAGAGUUAGACAAUGAAACUGGCAAUUAUUAUGGAGAUUGCCACCAGAAACCAUGGAGUCCAGCAGCAAGUGAUCUAAUGUCAGCCAAGAAGCUGUGGGAAGUUAGCUCCAUUUUAACAGGCUUAUCUACCAAGAAAUUACAAUAA